This is a messenger RNA of Procambarus clarkii (red swamp crayfish), 738 nucleotides long. The record is from RefSeq and is a predicted model, not a curated record. Lineage: Eukaryota; Metazoa; Arthropoda; Malacostraca; Decapoda; Cambaridae.
AUGCUGCCUCCCACAGCUCUCCAGAGAUGCUGCCUCCCACAGCACUCCAGAGAUGCUGCCUCCCACAGCACUCCAGAGAUGCUGCCUCCCACAGCACUUCAGAGAUGCUGCCUCCCACAGCACUCCAGAGAUGCUGCCUCCCACAGUACUCCAGAGAUGAUGCCUCCCACAGCACUCCAGAGAUGCUGCUUCCCACAGCACUCCAGAGAUGCUGCCUCCCACAGCGCUCCUGAGAUGCUGCCUCCCACAGCACUCCAGAGAUGCUGCCUCCCACAGCUCUCCAGAGAUGCUGCCUCCCACAGCACUCCAGAGAUGCUGCCUCUCACAGCACUCCAGAGAUGCUGCCUCCCACAGCACUUCAGAGAUGCUGCCUCCCACAGCACUCCAGAGAUGCUGCCUCCCACAGUACUCCAGAGAUGCUGCCUCCCACAGCACUCCAGAGAUGCUGCCUCCCACAGCACUUCAGAGAUGCUGCCUCCCACAGCACUCCAGAGAUGCUGCCUCCCACAGCACUCCAGAGAUGCUGCCUCCCACAGCUCUCCAGAGAUGCUGCCUCCCACAGCACUCCAGAGAUGCUGCCUCCCACAGCACUCCAGAGAUGCUGCCUCCCACAGCACUCCAGAGAUGCUGCCUCCCACAGCACUCCAGAAAUGCUGCCUCCCACAGCACUCCAGAAAUGCUGCCUCGCGGGAGAGUAUCUGGCCUUACAUACUUCUGGACCUAGUACGCAAGGCCUAA